AAUACCUCAUUGAUACACUGAAUAGACAAGGCUGCACAGCCCGUCGAGCUCAUUGUCUGGUGUUAGAACUGCAUGAUCUGAGUUCCUCUGCUGCUGACUAGUUCACAGAGGAGGAGAGGAACAGCGAUGAGGAAGAGAAGGUGGAUGAUGACGAUGACGAUGCUGAAGCUGCCUUGAAGAAGGAGGUGAAACAGAUUCGCUCGUCAACAGCAAAGAAACAACGGCGAUUCCUGGCCAUGGAGAGCGGCGCCAACAACGUGGUCUUUGUGAGGACUCUGAAUAUAGAUCCAGGUAAGCUAGUACACCACAUCCUCCAAGACCUGCACACAACGAAGAAAAAGAAAUCGCGAGUGAUCCUGAGGAUGCUGCCCGUGAGCGGGACCUGCAAAGCGUUUAUUGAGGAGAUGGAGAAAUACCUGGGGCCCUUCCUGGAGAGCUGGUUCAAAGCCCCUAACCAGGGCACCUUUCAGAUCGUUUUCAAAGCUCGCAACAGCAGCCACGCCAAGAGAGACGAAGUCAUUAAGCUUCUGGCAGGGUUGGUAGGAAACAUGAACCCUAAGAAUAAAGUGGACCUGACUAACCCAGAGUUCACUAUCAUCGUUGAGAUCAUCAAGAGUGUGUGCUGCGUGAGCGUGGUGCGGGACUACGUGCUCUUCAGAAAGUUCAACCUGCAGGAAGUGGUUAAGAACCACAAAGAACCAGAAGACCUCCCGUCGAGGGUGGAGAACUGCGAAGAAGAGAAGGAAGAGAGUGCCAAAGAGACAGAGAGUAAAAGCCGUCGCUCGGAAGAGUGCAGCGUGGAGACCCCCAAGCAGGAGUCGACUCUGACAGACAAUCCCAUCAAGCUGGAGUGAUGGGGGUUGAAGGAGAGACCAGCCUUGCAUCGGGACUCUGCGUGUUUGUGAUGCUCAGCUUAGCUGUUGAAGGAACAGGCAAGAUUGCAUUGGAUGAUCUGUACCAGUAGAGUUAAAUAUUUUUGGUCUUGUUUUUCGUUGUUUUAUUGCAAACAGGAAAACAAAGCAAGUUUAUUAUGCAAGACUAGUUUUAAUAAAGUUGUUGUGGUUUCCCACGUAAGCGAUCCCUUUAACCCUUGAUGUCUGUGCUGGACACUUGCCAAGCAUGAAGCAGGGUGGUUGAGAGACAGGCGAAUGUGAUGAUACUGUAGUAUGUAAACUUGGUGUUCAAACCUGUUUUUUUUUUAAAU
Messenger RNA from Polyodon spathula (Mississippi paddlefish), 1204 nucleotides. RefSeq names its product THUMP domain-containing protein 1-like. Gene Ontology annotation, biological process: tRNA modification. The coding region runs from base 237 to 854 and encodes 205 amino acids. NCBI's taxonomy places the organism in Eukaryota, Metazoa, Chordata, Actinopteri, Acipenseriformes, Polyodontidae. Gene Ontology annotation, molecular function: RNA binding. The record is from RefSeq and is a predicted model, not a curated record. The transcript is spliced from 3 exons.